GGUGCUUUGAUAGUCAAAACAACGAUCAAGUGGAAUGUUUAAAUCUACAACUUACAAGAAUAGUUGUAACUUGUAGAGUUAUAUUCCUUGUAAAAUAUGGAUGGAGCGUUGUCGUCUGAUUUUAGUUAUUGCUCACUGACUGAUGAAAGUAUUUACUUUAUUCGAAUGAAAGCAGCAACAGAUUGUUCUGUACUGUUUAUCGAAGUGAUCGAUAAACGUAGUGGUGAAGUGUGGUCUGGACGAUUUGACACCUCUGAUAUUGAAAAAUUGACAAAGAAAACAGGGAAUUUCAAACAAUUUCCUAUAUUUACUGAGAUGCUAAAAACUGCCUUAAAGAAGACCAGUAGCUCAGUCUUCAUAAAAGUAUUAACAGAUUCUGAGCUGGAGUGGAUGCGUAAAGAAAGAUCUGGCUAUGUUCGAGGCAGUCCACUAUCAAAGUCAAGUACCACAUCAAAGAAACGAUUUCUUUUGCUUGUCUACACAGUAGAAUUUGACAGGAUUCAUUACCCUCUCCGUCUCCAAUACCAAGGCAUUCCCGACAUAUCUACACUGAUGACAACGAUGGUAGAGCUGCGAACAGCACUUCAAAGGUACAAGCUAGGCUCUUGUCAAAAGGAACCAUCUGAACUCCAGUAUCUAAGAGAAGAAAACGUAUUUCUUAAAGGUCAGAUUGAAAGCUUACAAAAAGAAAUUGUCAAGGUAAAAACAGAACUAAACCAAGAAUCAAACACCAAAAGAAGGCAUUCUCAUGCUAGCUAUCAAUCCCCGCAGGUGCUACAUAUGACCAUUAAGAAUUUGGAACAGGAGUUGGUAGAGGAGAAAAGCAGACACAACAGUUACCAAAUCCGUAGUCAAGAUGAAAUAAAGAAUUUGAAAAAUAAAGUGGAAAUCUUAAAAGCUCGUGAAAAGGUCUUGAAGACAGAAUGUCAAAGCCUGAACGAAGAAUUGAAUGUGUUAAAGAAAAAGAUACCAAGUAAAAAAGAUAUAGCUUUCCAUAAGCAAUAUGAGCUUAAAGCUCUCAGAGAAUCUAGAAGCCUGAAGUUGCCACAGACAGAGGGACGACACUUGCAGUACCCUACAGAAAGAACUCUAUCCUGGUCUGAUCCUCGCAGGAGGAGGAGUAAGUCAGAACAAACUUAUGUGAGAUCAUUGUCACCCAGUAGUGCAGGUUCUCGAAACUCAAGAAAGGAUUAUCAUUUACAUGAGGGUAGAUUCAGGGUUUUUGACCCUACAGCGUACAUCCAGGAAAGAGACAAGAAAAUAAGAGAGACAGACUUACAAAGAAGAAAGCAAAUAAGGCGAGCUCUUUCAGCUGGAAGAAUUGGCUUAGAUCAUUACAUUCCAAGCUUGUCAAGUUCUCGGACUUCUUUUGGAAGUAAUAGAAGUCGUAGCUCCUCAAGAGAAAGAUCAAGCAAUUUAAGCAUAAAGACCUCUGAUACACAACACAAGGAACUUCCACCAUCAAGAGUAAAGACUAAAAGUUUCCAAAAUGAAGUUGAACUAAGAGGCUUACAGAAAUUUUUGAAAAAAAGACAGAGGUUGCAUUCCUUUUAAUUAAUGUAUCUUAAAUUUCUUGUUAAUAACUGACUUUUGUAUAAUAGGCGAUACAUUGAACCAAACCUUAGAUACUUGUAUCUAAAGUCUAUUUGAUUUGUAUGUUUCAUUCUUUCUUAAAUUCAGUUGUGAACUAAAAGUAAAUUAUUAUAUAGAUUUGUUAGUGAAAAAUAAAUCUAAGAAACAUGCUUGGUCAUUACAUCCUUACACUAGUCAAGAAUAUGUCAACAGAGAGUAAAAUUCAAAUUAAAAACUUUGAAAUUCUCAGAUAUGUAAGAAUUAUUGCCUUUAUGAAGAGUUUUUUACUUAUAAAAUUUAUCAUUGGUGUAUUUUAAAAAUGGCUAUUCCUUGUCAUGUGUGUAAAAACUGUUUGUAUACUAUACUUUGGAUAAAGUUUUCAGAAAAUUAAAUUUUUUUCUUACGCACUUGUAUUCAGAAUGUGAGAAUUCAGACUUUUGCAAAGAGAUUGGUUUGUAUGACCUACAAUUACCAUUUCUCUUUACCUCUGUAUAUAUAUAUUCACAUAUAUUUUAUAACAAAUUACUUCAUAAAAAUAUUUUAAGUCUGUUAAGGAUCUGCUUGAACACUUCUUGGUACAAGAAAUUUUAUCAUGCAUGUUAUAAACUUCCAAAUUAUAACUCUGCAACUUGUAAUUAAAAUAGAUGAAAAUGAAUGUCAUUGGAAUAGUCUGUCAAUAAGACUAAUUUCAGUUUAAUGAAAAAGCUAAGUCAUUGUAACUUGUAAUGAUACUAUCUGUAAGAGAUACGUGUACUUUCACCUCUUGCAGGUAAUAAGUAAAAAAUCAACAAGAAUGGUAAGUUUUGUGUAAACCACAUAAAAUAAUUAUCUUCAACAGCGUAGAAAAAAAAAAUACUACACAUCCAUAUUAGGCUUAGUUUUAAGUUUACAAAGUAUUAAGCUGUUUAUGAUACAUCCUUAAACUCAGAUGUAUGAUUAACUAAUUUAACAGUGUAUUCUAAUUAUAAACCAGAAGUAAAGAAAAUUAUUAUGUUUGGUUUUUUCCUGGUGUAAUUUACUCUCUUGACUGUAAUAAAAUUGUCAUACAUACAUAUACAUAAA
Limulus polyphemus (Atlantic horseshoe crab) is the source of this 2634-nucleotide messenger RNA. RefSeq names its product coiled-coil domain-containing protein 61-like. Bases 97 to 1554 code for a protein of 485 amino acids. The transcript has 11 exons. NCBI's taxonomy places the organism in Eukaryota, Metazoa, Arthropoda, Merostomata, Xiphosura, Limulidae. The record is from RefSeq and is a predicted model, not a curated record.